Messenger RNA from Trichogramma pretiosum, 1217 nucleotides. RefSeq lists its product as uncharacterized. The coding region runs from base 1 to 1197 and encodes 398 amino acids. The record is from RefSeq and is a predicted model, not a curated record. Lineage: Eukaryota; Metazoa; Arthropoda; Insecta; Hymenoptera; Trichogrammatidae. The transcript has 7 exons.
AUGGAUUCUUUUGAAAAAGAAUAUCCAGAUUUGGCAGAUGUUUGCAAACACUUUUGGGGAUUUCAAGUCAAAAUAACUACUCCUGUUUUCGUGUGGUUGCGUGAUCAACUGGCUGAAGUUUUCCCAACCACUGAAAAAGAUUUGUGGUACAUAGAACACGCCAAAAGCACCAGCACCACCUUGGAAGUAUCUGAGGGAGGAAAAUUGUAUUGGUCCUAUAAAGAAGUUAGAAGAAAGUAUCGAAAAGUAGGAAUUAUCGUCGACGACGACGACGACAUUGAAGAAAAUGCCACUGAUAAAGCAGCUUCAAUAAGUACAGAGUCUGCCAAAAAACAGCUUUUUGCUUCAUUUUACGACUGCUUGAUUGAUGCCGAUCGAGAAAAGUAUAACGACGUUAUAGUUUCAGCAAGGUGGACAGACACUUUCAAGCAGAGGAUCGAUUUGUUGUGUAAAAAAGAAGGAAAAAAUUUCCUAUUAACACCGACACUUUAUGUUCAUUCGUUUAAAUGCCUUCUAGAUCACUCGUCAAUAUCAUUGUUGGUAUCUGAUUUUGAGACUAUAAUUAACGAAUUUUAUAUUUCUACUAAAAUAACUACCGAGUUUUAUGCAAGAAGUGAAACUUUUUUUGAAACUCAAUGGCCAAUCAUCGCUGAAAAAUUUAUGGCAAUUGUGAAAGUUGCCUCUGGCCAAAACAUAAAAAAUUUCAAGAAAAAGCACCAACCUUUAAUAGAUGCAGGUAAACAUGACAAUCUAUUGGCUCUUUUCGCUUUGCCAUGGUACUUGAACAACACUCACGAAGGGAUCACUAGAAAGCAAGCUGCAGAUGCUUUUUUUCUACAUCUUAAGGAUGAUUCAAAUUUAGCUGUAGAUAGGGAGAAUCACGAAAAAACUCUAGAAAAACUUUCUAUUAGGAUACCUUUGUAUGUAAUUUUAUGUGGAACGAUUGAAUCAAUUUCAAAAUCUUAUCUUGUAUUUAAUGGAACUAUUAUAAGUUAUUCUAAUCCGUUCAAAGCUAUUUUAACUUGCAUUAAGUGUCAAGCAGCUCUGCGUUCAUGGCCCAUUGCCUGUGAGCCAAUUCAUGCUUUUUUUCAAUUUAUUAUCUAUAAGAUACCGAUGAAUAAGAGCUUAUUUUUUGUCUAUAAGACUCAUGCUGUGACAAAAAACUUAAUUGAAAAAUUGCAAAUAAAUAAGAAAUAAGGUUUUUUUUCAAAUGUUAA